Messenger RNA from Aspergillus mulundensis, 1209 nucleotides. RefSeq names its product putative integral membrane protein Pth11-like. The transcript is spliced from 4 exons. NCBI's taxonomy places the organism in Eukaryota, Fungi, Ascomycota, Eurotiomycetes, Eurotiales, Aspergillaceae. The record is from RefSeq and is a predicted model, not a curated record. Bases 1 to 1209 code for a protein of 402 amino acids.
AUGGCAGACCACUUCGGCGCUCCGCCCUCAGCCCUGGACCUGUCCGAAAGCCACAUCCCCAGGAACAACGCCGUCGCUGUUUCGUUGACACUUGUAGCAUCCCUUGCCGUUGCGCUGCGCCUGUUUACACGCGCCAGAGUCCAGCGGGUCCCGUGGAUGGCAGACGACUGGUUUAUUCUUGCGUCGUUGGUGCCGACGUAUGCGAGUCUUGCGUGUAUCAUAGCCGGACGAAGUGGACUGGGAAGGCAUGUCUGGGCGGCCUCGAUCGAGGACUACAUCCACAUCAACCAGAUCGGCUUCAUCUAUAUCCUGGUCUACUUCCUCACCCUCCCGCUCAUCAAACUAUCAAUCCUCCUCUUCUACCGCCGCCUCUUUGCCUUCUGGAUCCCCCGCGCCCUCUACCUGUGCAUCUUCCUCACAAUCGGCCAAUCCGUCGCCUGCAUCAUUACUUCCCUCUGCGCCUGCCGCCCGCCUUCACACGUCUGGCGGCAAUGGGUCGAGCCCCAGGGCGGCUCCUGCGUCAUCGACAUGAAUCUAUUCCAGCUCGUCACCGCGUGCAUUAACAUCGGGACGGACCUGUUGAUCCUCGCCUUGCCUGUCCCGCUGGUCUGGCGGCUGCAGAUGAGACCGCUGCAGAAGGGCCUUGUGGUGGGCGUGUUCUUGCUGGGGUCUUUCGUCUGCGUCGCCUCCGCAAUCCGCAUGUGGUACAUGGUGCGCCUGGGCCACAACCGCGACUGGACGUGGCUCCUCGGCGAUGCGUACGUCUGGACGGCCGUGGAGCCCUGCAUCGGGAUCGUAUGCGCCUGCCUCCCGGCACUGAACCCGCUGGUCCGUCGGGGGUUGCAGCGCAUCGGGCUCAUGAGUGCAGGGGCCGGGGGCUCGGGUUCUUCGCCGAUUCCGACUCCGACUCCGACUCGCGGUGAGACUGGGGAUAGGACCCGGCUGUAUGGAAGGAGGACUCAGAAGGGGAGAACGGGCGAUGGCAGGCGGUAUCGGGGGGAUGAGACGCUGUUAAGGACGGCGGCGACGGUUGAGAUGGAUGGCUUGCGGCGAGCCGGCGAGGGAGAGCUUGAGCACAUGCAGGGGCAUCAGAGGGGACAUGCCGGUCCUGGUUCCUGCGGUACUGCUGGAAGCGCCAGUGCCACCAAGGAGGGGGAGCUGGAGAUCCAAGUGCAGACGGACUUCCAGUGGAGGGAGGAGCAUAGAUAG